This is a messenger RNA of Hippopotamus amphibius kiboko, 1446 nucleotides long. RefSeq names its product mitochondrial matrix import factor 23 (gene MIX23). Gene Ontology annotation, cellular component: mitochondrion; mitochondrial intermembrane space. The transcript is spliced from 6 exons. The record is from RefSeq and is a predicted model, not a curated record. Bases 659 to 1195 code for a protein of 178 amino acids. NCBI's taxonomy places the organism in Eukaryota, Metazoa, Chordata, Mammalia, Artiodactyla, Hippopotamidae.
UCCUGGCCCCGCGCGUCAUGGCGCUGCCUCUGGGAAGCGGCCUUAAGAGUGCUCUUUUGGAGCUUCGGAUUCGAGGGCCUUUGUAGUGUCCUUUUGUGCACCUAAGAAAGCAUCCGUUUAAAACAGAAGGAGAGUAAUGUACUUAUUGUAGGACUUUUGUGAACUCUAGACCCAGGAAUCACACUGCCUAGAUAAACCAGUAUUUCAAUACGCUGUUCCAGUGUUUUCAACGAAUCCGUACGUGUCUUUUUCAAACCUAUGUAAUUGGGUUCUUAGUGACCAGUGGCCUUCAUCUCAUGUUGGCUUUGGGAGUAUCUCUUAGGCUCCCUGAGAAAUUCACGUGUGCUUCCUAUUUUGUUUUCUAUUUGCCUACUUUUAUAAAACUAAAUAUUUUAUUAUUUGCACCCCGGAACACCUUCAGCCCUUACCCCACACUGCCAGAAAUGUCUUUUCUUGACAUUUCUUGGUGGGCGCAAAUUCUCACAGAACAAAGCGUCUCUGCUCUAGGGACAGGGUAGGAGGGUUAAGAAAAACCUCACUUCUACUUUAGAGUUGCUCCUCGCAGCAUCUGGUUGGUGCGACCAGGAAACUUUCCCUUUUUGUAAGAAAAUAGGAUUGGAGUAAAACGAUCCCUGCAAGUUCUGACUUUCUUCGAUCUAUGGACCCGGGCCGGUUCCAAGAGGACAUGUUAAAGGCGGCGCCGCGGACAACUUUGCUCCGCGGUGAUUGGCUCGCGGCGGGGGCCUCGUGUUUGUCCAAUAUGGCGGCGCCCAGUGGCGGUGUGAACUGUGAGGAGUUCGCGGAGUUCCAGGAAUUACUCAAGGUGAUGAGGACGAUUGAUGACAGAAUAGUACAUGAAUUAAACACUACGGUUCCAACAGCUUCCUUUGCAGGGAAAAUUGAUGCCAGCCAAACCUGUAAACAACUUUAUGAGUCUUUGAUGGCGGCUCAUGCCAGUAGGGACAGAGUCAUAAAAAAUUGUAUAGCUCAAACCUCAUCAGUAGUAAAGCAGCUCCGAGAAGAGAGAGAAAAGAAUUUGGACGAUUUAACGUUAUUAAAGCAACUUAGAAAAGAACAGACAAAGUUGAAAUGGAUGCAGUCAGAACUGAAUGUUGAAGAGGUGGUAAAUGACAGGAGCUGGAAGGUGUUUAAUGAACGCUGCCGAAUUCACUUCAAGCCUCCGAAGAAUGAAUAAAAAGAUACUUUUUUGAAAAAGAACCGGGUCAUCUCAUAAGAGUUAAGCAUGACAGAUGUCAACACGGUGGGCUUCCCAGGAAGGUUUCUGAGCCAACAGUCCACAAGACCUUUUGUUGAUUUCAGCCCCACUUAGCCAAGACCUCAAGUAUAAAUAAUUCUGAUAAUUAUGGAAAAAUCAACUGCUAUUUUAUACUGAUUCUGUAAAAAAAAAAAAAUGUUUUGUAACUAUUAAAAUAAUUUUCUGACUCA